Messenger RNA from Spinacia oleracea (spinach), 1250 nucleotides. Its product is annotated as peroxidase 5. NCBI's taxonomy places the organism in Eukaryota, Viridiplantae, Streptophyta, Magnoliopsida, Caryophyllales, Amaranthaceae. The coding region runs from base 71 to 1075 and encodes 334 amino acids. The transcript is spliced from 4 exons. Gene Ontology annotation, biological process: hydrogen peroxide catabolic process; response to oxidative stress. Gene Ontology annotation, molecular function: heme binding; peroxidase activity. The record is from RefSeq and is a predicted model, not a curated record.
AGAUCUUCAAAGUAAGUAAACAAACAUUGUCAGAACAUUCAGAAGUAACAAACAGUACAGAAAAAGAAAGAUGGCCCAAAUUAGGAAAUGUCUUCAAAUUUCUACAACUAAUACAAUAGCCUUUUCAAUCUUGGUCUUGUUCAGUCUUACUGGUUUCUUAGAAGCAGACCUUCAACGCGGUUUCUAUAUGCAGUCAUGCCCCAUGGCUGAGUUCAUCGUCAAAGAUGAGGUUCGACAAGCAUUUUUCAGCAACAGGGGAUAUGCUGCUGGCCUUGUCAGGCUGCAUUUCCAUGAUUGUUUCGUUAGAGGAUGUGAUGCAUCAGUACUCCUUGAUUCAACUCCAGGAAACACAGCCGAGAAAGAUGCACCAGCGAAUAAUCCCAGCUUACGAGGGUUUGAUGUCAUUGAUAAUGCAAAGGCUCGAAUUGAAAAUAUGUGUCCAGGAGUUGUUUCGUGUGCUGAUAUAGUAGCAUUUGCUGCUAGAGACAGUGUUGAAAUGACUGGGGGAUUUGGCUAUGAUGUUCCUGCAGGAAGAAGAGAUGGUAGGGUUUCCCUAGAAUCAGACAUCAAGAAGAACUUGCCUCCAGCAUUUGCAGAUGCUGAUCUACUCACUAAAAUAUUUGCCAGCAAAGGAUUAUCACAAGACGAGAUGGUUAUCCUAUCUGGAGCUCAUACCAUAGGCCGUGCUCACUGCACUUCCUUCACCGAUAGACUAUACACUUUCAACUCAGCAACAGGGCAAGACCCCAGUAUGAACUCGGCUUAUGCAGCUCAACUGAAGCAGCAGUGCCCAUCAGGAAAUGCCGGUGCCAACAUUGUGGUCCCAAUGGAUCCUAUCAGUCCCGUUGUUUCUGACACUGCUUACUACCGAGACAUCCUGAACCACCGCGGUUUGUUCACAUCAGAUCAGGCACUAUUGUCAAACACUGAUACUGCAGGCCUAGUUACUCAGUAUGCAAACAGUCCAGGGCUUUGGGGAAGGAAGUUUGCUGAUGCUAUGGGUGCCAUGGGUCAGAUUGGUGUCCUAACUGGUGAUGAAGGGGAAAUCCGAAUAAAUUGUAGGGUAGUUAAUUAAUGGAAUGAAGAAUGAAGAUUAUCUAGGUUGUGGUAGACUGAUAGGUGAUGAAAUAAAGCAAUGAAAUUGCAGUAUUAUAUGGCUUUUACAGGACAGUUUUUAAUGUCUGUAUAUGUCUGAUUUAAUUCCCCAAAGCUAUUGUUCUUUGGAACCAGUGACUCUUCCUUUAUUACUA